AUGUUCCUCGACAAGGCGGGCAGAAGACCACUGCUUCUGGGCAGUCUCAUCGGCUGUAUCACUUGUUUCACUAUCAUCACACCUCUAUCCAAGGUGGCAGAUGAAGAUCCAUCGAACUCAAGCGCAGCAAAUGCGAGCAUCGCAUUUAUUUACCUGUUUGGUGUAACCUUCUCAUUUGCAUGGACUCCACUUUCGCCGAUGUAUGUUGUGGAAUGCUUGGGUACCAACACUCGCGCGAAGGGUAACAGCAUGGCACAAUUCUUCACCACAUGUGCAUCCGCCAUUAUUCAAUACGCAUCCGGUCCAGCUUUUCAACACAUCAAAUACUACUUCUAUAUCGUUUUCAUCGGAUGGGACGUGUUUGAGCUUGUCUUCAUCUAUUUGUUUUGGCCCGAGACCAAGGACAGGACACUGGAAGAGCUGGAAGAAGCCUUCCAAGCAAGCAAUCCAGUCAAGCAGAGCCUCGAGUCCAGAAGUUCGCAGACGGUUCUAAAUAUAGUGCAUGCUGAUGUGAAAUGCAUGGAAGGCUAA
Molecule: messenger RNA, 531 nt
Organism: Penicillium daleae
Lineage: Eukaryota; Fungi; Ascomycota; Eurotiomycetes; Eurotiales; Aspergillaceae
Product: lactose permease
Exons: 1
Coding region: 1-531 (176 amino acids)
Biological process (GO): carbohydrate transport; transmembrane transport
Cellular component (GO): membrane
Molecular function (GO): carbohydrate:proton symporter activity
Source: RefSeq, a predicted model, not a curated record